Molecule: messenger RNA, 825 nt
Organism: Papaver somniferum (opium poppy)
Lineage: Eukaryota; Viridiplantae; Streptophyta; Magnoliopsida; Ranunculales; Papaveraceae
Product: endonuclease 4 homolog
Exons: 6
Coding region: 1-825 (274 amino acids)
Source: RefSeq, a predicted model, not a curated record
AUGGAGAAUCUUCAAAACCCAGAACCGAAUGGAGGUAAUAAUGCUACUAAUGGUGAUUCCGGCAACAUUAAUCCUUCGAACGGCUUAGAGACUCCUCAAGUGCCAAAUGUUGAAGUGGAGAAUAAUGGAGCCAAUAAUGAUUCGAACAAUGUGACGAAUCAAGAUGAUGAUGUUAGUAUUUCCAAAUCUCAGGGUCAUGAGAAUGUUUCUACUGAAGUUUUUGAGGAGAAUGAUGCUCAAGUCGUCAUUACUUCAGAGACGAAAGAAACCGGGCUAGGAAUAGAAGAAACUAUGAUAGAAGAAACUGCUCCUGCUCCAUCGAUAGAAGAAAUUACUCCAGAGAUAGGAGAAGCCACUCCGAUAUCCGAGACUCGCAUGGUGGUGCAUAAAUAUUCUACUGCAGGGAUUGCUUUCGUUCCUCCAUUUGCUUUGCAGACUUCAUCAUCAUCUACCACGUGGAUUGGGGAGAUUUCGGGAUCAGCAACCGGAGAUGUUUCUUUAGCUUUUCCUUUGUCUGUGCGAGUUUUGAGAUCUCUAUACAUAAAGAUUGGUGAGACGAAGACGAAGAAAAACAUUACACCUACACCUGAAGAUUCGGAAGAAGAUGAUUCGGAAGAAGACGAUUCAGAAAAAGAAGAAGAAAAAGAGGAAAAAGAUGAGGAUGAAUAUAAGAAGAAAAGUGAGCUUCUUAAAAGUUCUACAUCAACUAAACCUCAUGGAAAGCUUAAGAAAACUGAUGUUGAGGAUAACAUCAAGGUAAAGUCAGGAAAUUUCGUCGCUAAAGGAGAUGAAAUGAGAAAAGAGAAAGGGAAGUCUAACGACUGA